Molecule: messenger RNA, 615 nt
Organism: Aspergillus pseudoviridinutans
Lineage: Eukaryota; Fungi; Ascomycota; Eurotiomycetes; Eurotiales; Aspergillaceae
Exons: 1
Coding region: 1-615 (204 amino acids)
Source: RefSeq, a predicted model, not a curated record
AUGGAAAAAGCACAAUGCUCAUGCCUCAAGUAUGCAACAAGGGCCUGGCAGCGCAUCGACCACAUGGUUGAAAUCAGCCUCGAGAUCAUCGUCAUCGCAACCACGCAGACAAUCGACUUCGCCCUGCGGUCGCAGGUAUGUCCGUUACACAAUCUCUCGCUCGUCUCCUCCACGACGGAAAUUAGGGACAUUCUUCUGCGGAUCUACGAGAAGCUGGUCUCCUUCCUCCACAUCGCCGUGGCAACGUACACGUCGUCUGACACGACCCCUGUUGAACAAACCUCCUUUAUCACCUCCGGACAGCCGAAACCGUGGUCUGCUGAUGGCCUUCAGUAUGGAUCGGUGCAGGAUAAACAGGUCCCGAGCGGAGUGGUGUGCAGGCCCUCCAGGAUGGCAUUGGGGGAUCACGAGCUGAGCGACGAGGAAAGCAGAUACUUGGCGCUGGAUAUGAUCUGUCGCUCCCUACGGAAUUUGACCAAGGCCUUGCAACAGAUGGAAAGAAGCGAUAAUGCAAAUCUCAGAAAGGCUGAUUCGAGGAUAGUUACACUUUUAUUCCAAGUGACGCGGUUAUUGGAUAGUGUCACGGCCAAUUUACAUGCGUGGAAGACUUCAUGA